This is a messenger RNA of Schistocerca gregaria, 16157 nucleotides long. RefSeq lists its product as uncharacterized. Gene Ontology annotation, cellular component: adherens junction; plasma membrane. Lineage: Eukaryota; Metazoa; Arthropoda; Insecta; Orthoptera; Acrididae. Gene Ontology annotation, molecular function: protein binding. The coding region runs from base 501 to 13037 and encodes 4178 amino acids. The transcript is spliced from 16 exons. The record is from RefSeq and is a predicted model, not a curated record. Gene Ontology annotation, biological process: morphogenesis of an epithelial sheet; protein localization to plasma membrane; establishment or maintenance of polarity of embryonic epithelium.
CGCCGCCAAUAUUUGCCAAGUUGGAAAGUUGAAGACAUACCUUAGCUCUAUUUCCCGCAACCCUUAUACAAAGCCACAGACCUUUCGUCGGCAGUUUCCAAAUUGGAGCUCUUUCACAAGAACGCUAUUACUGUGCUGAUCGUAUUACCAGCGAGAGACAGCGACGAAUUAGGAAUGCAGUUAGUUACCAGCAGUUACACGACGGCGAACAUACAAGAUGCGCGUCAUGUGAGUGACGUAGGGCUGUUAAUGGUCAACUGUAGUGCAUUACGCUUACAGAAACAGUAUCUACUUCAAAGGCAUUGUAGUAGUACUUUGUCAUUGUAAGGGUAGUGUAGAGUGUGGGGUGACACUUCUGUAUAUUUCGAUCUACCAGUCCAGCAGUCAACAUCAAGUUUGGGAAUUUUCAGUGCAUCUUUGUGGACCUAGACUCGCGUUCGGUUGAGUGAAGGGACCGCUGUAGGAGGGAGGAUCUGGUGGCACGGUGAGCGCCCCGGUCGAUGAGCAAGCUGCUGUGCUCGUGCGCGGGCCGCCGCCGCCGCAGACGCGCCUCCUCUUCGUCGUCGAGGACGCCGACACCGACGCCGCGCGCCCAGCGGCGCCGCAACUUCCCCCGCGACGACGUCCUCAGGGUGCCACCGGGCUCCAAGCGGGGUCCGCAGCCGGCGCCCCGCGUCGUCCACCCGUUCCCCGACGUCGUCGCUGGCCAGCUGGGACCUUCCGACACGCGCCAACCUCCGCAACUGACUCGGCCCCAAAUUCCUCGCUCUCCUCUGAGUAUCCCCCCAGAAUCUCUGGAAUGCAGCCCACUGCCACCCGCAGACACGGAACCCAGCGCGCCCACGGAGACGGAGCUGAACUCCCUGCGCUCCUCCACGUCAGACGAGGGCUCGUUACCCAUGGCCUCUAGAGAGAGACUGGCACGUUCUAGGGAGACGCUGCCUGUCGACGCCGACGCGUCACAGUUGGCGACUUCCAGCCCGACGCGGGCCAGCUGCGAUUCUCUGAGAAAGACUCCGUGUGGAAGCGCGGGUGCGGUAGACGAUCCCUGCUGUAAAGACAGCGGCGAGGUGUGGGUCAAGAUGGAUCCGUCCUCGGCAGUGCUCCCGCGACGGAAAAUUUCGGGAAGGUCCCCGGCUACGUCUGUCGAUCAAGUGUGGUCGAAGGCGGGAGCGAGGAGGCGCCUGCACGACAGUGGCACUGCCUGGUCGACAGAAGAUUUCACGGGUCGAGGAGAUGACGACAUAUGGGUCAGAGCCAAGACUUCGUCGGCGGACAUGAAGCCUGCUGACGCACAGGCACAAGAAAUUAAGCCGGUUGUGAAUGAGAGACUAUCGGCUGAUCGCUUGCAUUCUGUUGCAGAUGGCCCUGGACCCAGCUCUCAAGGGACCAAAGGAAAGAGUUUAACUAUAGAUCGCAGCAGUGCAGUCAAACUCAAGCCAGGAGCAAAGGAAGACAGAAGCUCUUUCCUCAACUGGCUGUGGACACUGUUCAGGAGCAAACGGAAGGAUGCAAAGGAUGAAACUGACCCAAGCGGCAGCAAAACUCAAAAAGAAGCUAAUGCUACAUAUGAAACCAGUGUUUUGCAGAGUGAGAAAAAGACUGACCAGAAAGAGAAAAAGAUACUUGGAGAAGCUGCUCGGGCUGUUCUCACUGGAAGUGACUUCAGACUGAUUGACGAUGAUGGUGGUCGUGGUGAUGUGUAUGCGGAUGCUUGUGACGGUGGGGUGCUUCCAGAUGCUGCUAAUAAACAAGGUCUAGAUGACACUGUUAUCAAUCCAGUAAUUGCCAAGAGACUAGAUGACAUUGAUGAGGUCUUACAGGCCGUGUAUGAGCGAAAUAUUGCAUAUGGAAGGUCUGUCAGUAUGCAGCGCCUGGAGGUUAAUGCAGGCCACAAAUACCAAAGAGAUUCCAGAGAAAGUAGCAGGGAAGCUGAUGGGGAUGACAAGUCCUCAAGCCACCUGUCUUUGUGCAAAGUAGGAGAAACAACAGUACUGUUGUCAGAGGGCAACAGUUCACACAAGUACCAUGAAAAAAAAAUCAGUGUGGGAUCGUCUUCGCCGUCCAGCUAUUACAGCCAUUCUCGUUCUGAAUCAGAACUGACAAACGAUGACGAAUUUUUGGCUCUGGGUACUCCUCCACACCCGCCCAAAGUGAAGCCGUCACAGGCUGGUUACAUGAGGCUGAGUGAACCGAAUUUCAGCAAUGCAGAAUGUGCAAGGUUUAAAGUAGGACGUUUCCUCCAGCAGAGCAACGAUGAGCAGUGGUUUGGGCAUUCUGAUCAGUCGUUAGAAGGCAAAGUGGCUGGACAGCCUGAAGCCAUUAGUGGUACAGGUGAUGUCAGCAGCACAGCCGUACCAGAUCACGGAUCUGCGGCUGUGGAGGAUAAACUUAUGAAGAUAACUACUGGCUUUGAAGCCGAUGUUCGUGCAAUUAGACAGAAUAUCGAGCACUGUUUGGCCUCAGCUGAGCAAGCUUCUGUAGGUGAAGCAAGUGCUGCAUUUAUCUCGAUGGAGAGCAAUUGUCCCAGAAUCUUACAACAACCUACAGUGCCUGCCCUAGUUGUGUCUGAAGAAGCAGAAGACAACGAUCGCGACCUGUGUGGUUUCACAGAUGAUGGUCUGGAUGACAUCCUGAAAACUUCAACCACCACUGAGAUGGAAGCAGACGAAUGGGCAGGCUUUGAUCCAGCUGCAUGGUCACGCGAACAUGGAUUUGCAGUCCCAGCAGAUUCUGCUUGCUACACGAGCAUCUUACCAUCUGGGAAGAAGCUGGUGGACGUGAGGCAAGGCGAAGUGGAGGGUGCUGCUAGAAAUGAAUCCUGGGCAGACAUCCAGAGGGCGCUGCAAGAGCUGGUAGAUAGCCAGGACUCUGCACUGAUCCAGGAGCUCAAGAAGACACCUGGAGAUGAAACACUCCUGGCACCUCUCUUAGAGGAAACAGAUCUUACUAUAAGAGAAGACGUACCGCCUCUGGAAACUGGAGUAAUGUCUGCAGUCACCACCUCCCCAACUCCUCAUCAGGCGUUAAGCGUGCAACAGGUGCAAUCAAAGGAUAAUGACAUCCCACAAACUGAUGUUACUAAAAUCAGCGAUUUAGUGUCUACUGACGCCACAAAAUCAACAACUACAGUCAAUGUCUUCCCUACGAUUCACCCAGUCGAAAGUAGUGACCAGGUUCAGUCGAAGGAUGAUCAGAGCCUACGCAGAGAAGGUGUAACAGCUCCAAAAGACUCUUUCUGUGAUUCGAAUUUCGUCAGCAGAAAAGAAGAGCCAAAGGCUGGAACUCAACUAGCGUUGCAGCCACAGUUUCAGGAAGUGCCCCCUGUCACAGGAUCUUCUGUUGUAUCUCCAGUAAUGAAAGAUCCAAUAGGCUCAGAGAAUGUUAAAGCCUUUUUUGAUGAAGCAUUGGACAGAUCAGAGCUACCUGUGCAGCCAUCAGAAGAAUUUGUCGUAGAUGUAAGGUGCAUCAGACAAGGAGAAGCUAAACCGUCUGCAGAGAAUCUGCAGUCAGUUUCCUCAGUAAACGUUUUCACUCUUUCUGAUGAAACCUUAAAUAAUUUACGAUCUGCAGCUCAGAACAUGAAGAAAAGUACCGCCCUAGAACUCAUAGCACCAAGUGAGGAGUUGUUUGAAGAUAAGAUGAUGGUGUCAGAGACUCCCUCAGUAGAUUUAUUGGAAGACUUGCCUGUUGCUCAAGGAAGAGCUGUCACUCAGACAGACACAAUAAAAGGUAUAACCAUUAAUAUGGCUCCUCUUAAGACAUUGGAUGCCCAAAAUACAGCGUCUAGUUCGCAGGAGAAAUUCAUUCCUGGACUGUUUAACGUUGACUGCACAGCUGAGCCUCACAAGGAGACUGAGGUUUGUUCCGACAUCCUCACACUUACAGAAACAGUUCCUACAUUUGCUCGAGAUUCUGACUGCUCAGGACUAACAAGUGUGAUACCUUAUGACUCGAAUUUGCAGAAGUCGUUAAUUUCUUCAGAGUCAAAAGAAAAUGAUGACAGAGACAAAGCUGAUAGUGUGUCGCUAGAGAGAUGUCAACAGUUAGGAAGAGAGCACUUCUCAUUGAUAGAUAAAGAGGAGCAGGAUUGGUUUGGUCCUCACAUAACAAAGGAUUCAGAAGUGUUGCAAUGGAAGAAACCCCUACUGGAAUCUGCAGGUGCCUUAGAUGAAACUUACACUUCCAAAGCCAUUGGUACUUUUCUUAGCGGAGAUCUUGUAAAGGAGGAGGAAAUCAAUAUUCCAGUUACAGCAGAGAAAACAGCUUUCGCAGAGAAUUUAAUGCCUGACCAAUCAGAUAAUUUGAUUAGCAAACUGGCAGAUACUUCAUCAGACACAGUUUGCAACAUUGCUGGAGAAUAUGGACUUUUGAGUGCAUCAGUACCCAGCAUGCUGUAUGAGCAGAGUCGACAAGAUGUGGACAGUAAAAUGCCACAAAGUCACAGAGGCAGACUUAUGACACAUGGGCACCAAUCAGCCUCAGACUGUCAGCCUCAACACAAAGUAGCUGAUGUAGGUACUCCAGAUAGAAGUAUGGUUAGCCAACUGUUUGAUGCCACUUGGCAAGCAGCACAAAGUGAAGAGGAAGCUGCAAAUAUCAUGGACACACCGACUGCAGUUUCACCGUCAUUAAUAUACCAAUCGAAUGAAGCAGAAUUUUUGUUGGAUCCCAUUGCUUUAUCUCGCCAGCACAGUGAGAAAGCUGAGUCUUCUAGAAAAUCUGGGUCACCAUAUGAUGUGCUGGAAGAAUUUGUCCAAGUAUCAGCAUCUAACCAGAUCUAUAAUUUGAGAGAACAAUCUCAUGAUCUUAGAGAUAUUGCAGAUCAGCUACAGUCUCUAAAAGAACAAUCUCUUUCUUCUGAAGAUACCAAAAGCCAUCUAAAUAGUUUGAAAGAACAUUCUGACGUUUUUAAUGACGUAGCAGAUCUACAGAACUCUAAAGAUAAAACUAACGAUUUUGAAGGUAUUGUAGGACAGGAUUCAGAAGGAUGGCCUGUUAAUGAAAAGGAUCAGUCCAAUGCGCUCAGAAUCAAAAUGGGUAAGACUGUAGACACAAAUAAGAAAGCAACCUCUCGAGAUAUUUCCACAGAAUCAGUAUGGUUAUCUUUGGACAGAAGUCUGGAAGACCUCAAAACACCGGCUGUAUCAUUCCCUCCUGGUCUGUCAUCAACAUCUGCUCUAUUGCCAAGUGUUGAUCCAUUACCAGAUAUGCAGCUGCUGGAUUGCUUAGAUAGUGAUGACUCCAAGCGUUCUGACACAAAGAAGAACAAGAUAGAAGAUCCUUUCAUGCCAUCAUAUAGCAUGCCCCAGAAAGAUGAGACCACUAUGGAAAAAUCUAACGAUAUGUUCUAUGGGUCAGAUGGAAGGGACGUCCUGAAUACUUUAGACUCAGCUUGGUUCCCAUCAGAAGAUGAGUUUUUUACAGGACAAUCAUCUACAGAUAUGAGAUGUGAUAGUGACACGCCCAAAGAUACAAUGCUGCCUCCUGAUAAAGUCAGUGGCUCACAACAGGCAACAGAUUGGUGGUCUGAGAAAGGAUUUGAUUCACUGAGUCCGAUCAGAGAGCAAGGUUUCUCGUUCACUGGAGACAUUAAGUCAGAAGCUCCACAGCAAUGGGACUCAUAUAUCUGGACUGGUGAAUUCCAGCCAUCGAAUUCUUCCUCCUCCACUCCAACUGACAUUUCUAAGACUUUUUCUGCCGACAACGCACAAGAAGACUAUGGUAAAGUUCCAGAUCCAUUCGCAAUUUCCUCUAAGGGAAGCGCCUCAGUCAUCACAGUAGAAAACAAGGAACUUCAGCAGAAACAACGUGAUGAGCUGUUAGAUGAAAAGAAUACAAAAUCAUCUACCCAAGCAGGUUAUUUCGAAUUUGGUGUGCCGAAGACAGCAUUACCUUCAACAGCUACCUCACAGUCUCCAGAAGAAUCACUGUAUGUGGAACAGCAGAAAUCGCAGUCUAUUUCUGUGACUGGGCAGUCAUUGUCUGAUGAGUCUGCUGGAUCAGUAAAUAAUAUAGGACACAAAGCACCAGUUUUAAAAAGCGAUACUACAACAUGUACCAAAAACGAAGCUACAAAUGGAGAUCCGGUGAACAAUUACAGACCCUCAUUCACAAAGAAACAAGAAAUGCACGUGACUGCAGUUCCUCUGGAAAUUAAUCCUCCAAAACACCUCCAUGUGACAGGUGACACUAGUGCAGCCUCACCAUCUUCCAAAAGUGUUCAUGAAGUGGAACAGAGAGAAGCUGAUGAUUCUCAGACUCUUGGAUCAGUCGCAGAGGUCAAGGUGUCAGCCGAGGAGAUUUCUGUUAGUUCUCAUUCCGACUCUCCUCCUCCCUUGGUAGACGUUUCGCCACUGCACACUGCAGACAACUCAAGCCUACCUGAAGUUCCUGGUACAGUAGUCGAGAAGCAGCAACAUUCUGAUCACCAUGCACCUCAAGGCUCUACAGCACCAGCCUCUGCUGAACAGAUAGAUACAUCACAUAUCAAAUCAGCAGAACCCCCUGUUUCCUGUGAGCUCAAUCCAGCUGAAGUAGGUGCAGAUACCAGCUGUCCUAGUAAUAGUGAACAGGGUGUGAACAGUAAACUUGUGCAUCCCACAAAAGAAGCUUCCACAAGUACAAAGGCUUCUAGUGUUUCAUCGACCGAGGAUGAUGGGACCAUCAUCAGAACUUCAGAAAAAUCAGUGCAAUCAGGAGACUCUCCACUAGAGACUGAUAGCUACUCUGAAGAUAGCGUCUUUUUGGAUGAUGAGGAAGGUGGAGACGUUCUGGGAACAGCAGGCUUCAUAUUGCAUCCCAUAACAAGGCAAUUGAUAAGGCGUUCAUCAUCGGUGACAUCGGAACCUCCUCCGAGUCCAACUAUAGCAGUUGGUCCAUUGGCUGUCACGCCAGAAAACACAGAAGAGAAGCUUGUUGCAAAUACAAGUGGUGGGCACGUGUUCAGAGAGGAUGAGAUGAGGGAGAAGCCUCAAAGUGCAGGCAAAGCAGAUGCAGUAGUGAAACCUCCAUCAGCCGAACGUAGAGAGUCAGUCGUUCUGGAGAAGAUAACGGCACUUAAACACCACAUAUCCGAAGGUAUUCAGCACGGCAAGGACAGUGUUUAUAGCACUGAGAGGAAGCUACUGGAAAAGGUUCAGUCGUGGAUAGCUCCCGCCGAGAAGCCACCAGGAAAAGGAACAGAAAAAGUUAUUGCUGAAGAGGAAGAUGUCGUUGAAAAUAAGCAAACUGGACCAACGGCAUCAGAUACGUUAGAAACAGAGAGAGGAAAAAGCACUAUUACUACUACUGAACUUGAAAACAAGAUUAUUAAGCAACAAGACGAGAAAGUGGAAUUAUUCCAAUCACCAUCUCCAGGUACUUCUGAAUCAGAAACCAAAAACAAAGCUGCUGGGAAUCAAGAUGAGAAAGUAAAUCUUCCUCAGCCAUCGUCUCCAGGCGUUGAGAAUGAAAUGGUGAGGAGUGUGUAUGCAGGACCAGCUCUCAAAAUAUAUGACACACUGCAAGCAACUUCCCCUCCAGAAGAAAUAAAUGUAGUUGUAGAUAAUAAUCUCAAAGAAGUCUCUGUUGGUAAUAUGUUAGCAGGAAACAGAGCUGCCAAAAUAGAAGACAAACUGCAAGCAACAUCCGCUCCAGAAGAAAUAAGUGUAGCUCUAGACAAUAAUCUCAAAGAAUGUUCUGUUGGUAAUAUGUUAAAGGAGAACAGAGCUACCAUGGAAACAUUUCCUCUAACUCCCGAGGGAGAUACUAUCAUUGAAAUGGAAGACUUUGAAUAUGAAACAAUUGUAGUAGACAGAGAUCCAUUGUUAGGCCAGGAGUUCACAAUUCUGGUGAAAUCAAGCAGUGACUCGGAACAUUCCAGUUGUCACUCGAAAACUGGAGUCACAUCGCCCAAGAGAUUGCAAGCAUCUGAUUCCAACGUAGGGACGUCAGUAUUUCCCAAAAAUGAGUCACCCUCCUGCCUAACAGGUCACCCCAAAAACACAGAAGCAGAUAGUCACUGGACUACAGAUUCUUCUAGCAGUCCAGUGGGUUCUGACCACGAUAUCUUCUUUGAAGACAUCCCUCAGCAGUCUCUGGAGUAUGGAAGCCAAACACCAAAUCCAUUUAUGUACGAAGAAGACGGAAGUGACUUUGCGGAUGUCGAGUGCGGAGACAGUUCCCGCCCUGCUACGUCAUCCUCAGACGACUGGUACUUCAGCACCAGCCGGUCUGUAGAUGGAGGUCUGGCUAUCAGCUACGGUCCCCCAUCUAAUGCCAGUUCCAGAAUAGACCUCAGGAAGCUGGAUACCAUGGAUACUACUGAACAAGGGAAAUGUGGUAAAGAGAAUGAUACGAAGGGGGAAGACGACAUUCUCCAUGCGACACAUCUACAAGUACCUGGAAAUAUUCACAAACAAGGUUUUCUGGAAGUACAACAUGCAGACCUGAAACCAUUUAGCGGCGAAGUGUCCCCAGGUGGUAGAUCUUGUGCAUCCUAUGACGGUCCAGAUUACUACGACAUCGAGAAGCGGAUCGAUAGUGUCCUGAAAAGAAUCGAUGCUCUUCAGGAAUCUGACCCAACAUUUCGUGAAACCGAUAGUGGUACGAGUGGGACCAACCCCUUCGACAUGAGUGAGGACGAGUGGCUGUGCAUGCAGUCUGGAGUGCCACAGGAAGGAUUUGCGGAACUGCCAGAGGAGCCGACUGUAGAGGGGUGUGGGAGCACUGUCGAUGAGGAUCGACGCUUCCUCGAAGAAACGUACCUGAAUACCGGAAAAAAGUCGGGUCGACUCCAGCGAGUCUGCACGAGGCAAAAUUUGGACGGAAAAGAAGAUCUUGACGCCAAUCCAUUUUCCGAUGUAGCUGACCGCUAUAUACCCUCAUCUGGGUCUGUGAUAUCAUCAACCGGAAGUAUACCAGAAGCUAGUUCAGAUUCUGGCGACCAGGACAAGAACAGCAGCAGUAAUCCAUUCCUCCAGACAGUCUACGAGAAGGGAUUACUGUCACAGUCAGCAUUAUCUAUCGAUUUGCCCAACCCAUUCCUGUACACAGAGGCAGAAAUUAGGGAACAGCUGAGGAGGGCUGGGUUCUCCAGCGAGGAGGAGAUUUUCCCACUGUCUCCGCCUGGAGGCACCGUUUCCGAGGCCAGCUCUGGAGUCGCUGGUGACAGAUCCUGCUCUCCAGACAGCAGCUCCAGUGACAGCAGUGACGGGACGUUGGUUCCAGACCCUCUCCCUCUCCUCCCAGUACCGACUCAGGAGAUGCUGUUGCCGGACAGGAGCCCUGAUAGUAGGACGCUAACUCUCGAGGACGUUUCAGCCCACAAAGAAACUGAAUCAACAGAGAGAGAUGUGGACAGCGGGAGGUCUUCCAAAGAAGCAGGAGGAGUAACUGAGGAAUCUGCAAGAGGAGCAGGGAUUCAGGACGCAAGGAGUACGAAUCUCCCAGAUGUAGUAUCCAAAGAGGUCGAUACAAAUCCAACCACGGGUUACAGAGGUGUCCACAAAGAACCUUCAUCAGAUCUAGAGAAACGUCAGAUUGCGAGUGGUUUGUCCUGUCAGGUUCGUACGCCAGUUGACGUCGAUCCUAGCAAGUUAGCCAUUAAAGUGAGCGGCUUAAGUGUUCGAACUGAAACAGGAUUGCAGGCUCCUUCCAGGUUCUCUGUGUCUUUGGCUGUGCAAGACCCGAGUCUUCAACAAGUGGGAAGUACUUUAAAAAGUGACAGUUGUGUUUUUCCAACUGAUUACAAACCGUGUACUAGCGUUGAUAAUAGUGCGAAAGAGAAUUUCCAGUGUCGACUGCCCAAGGAUCCAACAGAGAGUGUGGUUAGCGAGUUGCCGGACUUAGUAGGUACCGUGUGUAGUGCUGUGGCCGAGGGCGGCAGUCAAGAUUGUGGUAGUGGUGGUGGUAAACCGUUAUUACCACUGGACUUGGACGGGACGUCGACCCAGCAACAAGUGCUGCGAGAGGGAGCAACGAACGAAACGUCGAACGAUGGAAGCCAGCAGGACGAUGGAGCGCUGGACCUGGCGCAGAACAGCAAUGUCCAGGACGCGUUCGUCAUCGCGGUGGAGCAGCAGGCGCGAGAGCGCCUCGAGCGGCUGUCCGCGCUCAAGAGGAUCAAGCCCAUCGACAUGACCAAGCUGUCGCAGCAGCUGAACCAGCAGGCGCAGGCCGAGUCGGAGCAGCAGCAGCAGCUGAGCCAGCAGCAGCAGCAGCAGCUCAACGGCUUCAUCGAGAGCAGCCCCAUCUACGUGACGUCGCUGCAGCCGCAGGCGCCGCCAGCCGCCCCCACCACGCGCCUCAAGCAGGCCCCGCCCACCACCGCCGCCGCCCCCACUGCCGGCUCCAAGGCCCCCUCCAAGGCGGGCAGCGGCGCGCUGAGCAACGGCCACGGCCCCCAGCCGGCGGCGCAGUCGCAGUCCGAGGACUCGGGGGACACGCUGGAGCUGAAGCAGGACCUCAGCGACGAGCAGGAGCCCGACCAGCCGCCGGCCGCCAACACGACCGUCACCACGGCCAUCGUAGAGGCGCCCGCGCACGAGCAGCUCCUCGACAGCAACGCCGGCUCCAGGCACCGAGAGUCGUCGGAGCUGUCGUCGAAGAAGGCGGCGGCUGCGGCGUCGGCGGACGACCUGCUGGCGUCCCAGCAGCUCCAGCAGCAGCAGGCCGACCUGGAGCUGGAACUGGCCGCCAUGGACGACGGCGCCCCCCACCGCGAGAUGGCCGUCGACGUGCCCGACAGCUUCGUGGCGCGCACCAAGACGCCGCCCAGAUACCCGCCGCCCAGGCCGCGCUCCCAGCAGGGCGGCGCGCCCAACGGCAGCGCGGCGGGCGGCUACUCGACGCCGGCGUCGCCCCCCAAGCCGGUGCCGCCACCGCGCGACCACCUGCGCAUCGAGCAGGACGGACGGCUGGUGAACCGCGCGCCGCCCCCGCAGCUGCCCGCCAGGUCGCCGCUCGCCGCCGCCGCCGCGGCCGCCGCCUCCGCCGCCCAGGACGCCGCCCCCGCCGUAUCGCCCGCCCCCGGAACCACGCCCACCCGUCAGCAGCUGGACAGCAUCCGCAAGUACCAGGAGCAGCUGCGGAAGCGCAAGGAGGCGGAGGAGCAGCAGGAGGCGCUGAACCGGUCGCUGCGCGGGUCGCGGAAGCUGCAGGCGCUAGAGUCGCGGCCGCACGGGCUCGUCAACGACGCGUACUCGUCGGCCGACGAGGACGACCUGGGCGCCGUCACGGGGCAGCGGCAGCAGCAGCAGCUGGCGGCCGUGCACAGGGUCAUCGGGUACGGGGAGCUGGUGGCGUCGCUGCAGCGGCUGCAGCUGCUGCUGAAGAAGAGCGCCGCCGACGGCGUGGGGUCGGGCUCUGCGCUGGGCGCCCAGGUGGCAGCCGUGCAGACUCUGCUGCUGAGCCCGCAGUUCGGCCGCGCGCUCGCCGUCCACAACAGGGUGCAGCGCGCCGCCGCCAGGGGGCUCUGCCGGCCGCCCGCCGCCGACAACGCGCACGCCCUCUCCAGGGACUGCCUGGAGGUGCUGCGGCCAUGCAAGCUGCCUGAGGCGGCAGAAUUGUGUGACCUGCUCUCCCGUUACGAGCUGGACGCGCUGUUGGUAGCCCACGACGCGGUCGUCGCCACCACCGAGCCACGUUCUCCGGCACCCUCACCCACGCACAGUGCGGGUGGUGGAGGGGGAGUGCCCGGCUCGGGGCGGGGCUCACCGCCUCCCAGGCACGAGGGCAACAUCCGCAUCGUCAGCAUCGAGAAGACCAACGAGCCGUUGGGUGCCACAGUGAGAAACGAAGGAGAAGCUGUCAUCAUUGGGCGGAUAGUGCGGGGAGGGGCAGCAGAGAAGUCUGGCCUGCUCCGCGAGGGCGACGAGAUCCUCGAGGUGAAUGGCAUCGAGAUGCGUGGGAAGUCCGUGAACGAGGUGUGUGACAUCCUUGCCGGCAUGACAGGCACGCUGUCCUUUCUCGUGGUUGGCAGCAGCAACCAGCCUCCGCCACCACCACGGGAGACCACCAUUAUCCAUAUGAAGGCACACUUCGACUACGACCCCGAGGAAGACCUGUACAUCCCGUGCAGGGAGCUGGGAAUCAGCUUCCAGAAGGGUGACGUGCUGCACGUUAUCAGCCAGGACGAUCCCAACUGGUGGCAGGCGUACCGCGAGGGCGAGGAAGACCUCACACUCGCCGGGCUCAUCCCUUCCAAGUCCUUCCAACACCAGCGUGAAACCAUGAAGCAGACGAUAGCCGGUGACCGGCUGACAAAGGAAGGCAAGUCAAAGAAGGCAAGCACGCUCCUCUGUGCCAAGAAAAACCCCAAGAAGAAGAAAAAGAAGCCUUACGGUUCCAGCUACACUGACGGAGGCUACCCACUCUAUGCGAGCGCUACCGAUGAUUACGAGUCAGAUGAGAUCCUGACGUACGAGGAGGUGGCGCUGUACUACCCGCGAACGACGCACCGCCGUCCCGUCGUGCUCAUCGGGCCGCCUAAUAUCGGUCGCCACGAGCUGCGCCAGAGGCUCAUGGAGGACUCGGAGAGGUUUGCGGCUGCUGUCCCACAUACGAGUCGACCACGGAAGGAGGGUGAAGUGGAUGGGCAAGACUACCAUUUCAUCUCGAGGGCGCAGUUCGAAGCGGACAUCUUGGCGCGUCGUUUCGUGGAGCACGGCGAAUACGAGAGAGCGUACUACGGUACAUCGCUGGCAGCCAUCCGUGCCGUGGUGGACGCGGGGAAGACGUGUGUUCUGAACCUGCACCCACAGUCACUGCGCAUCCUGCGCGCUUCCGACCUCAAGCCCUACGUGGUGUUCGUCGCGCCGCCCUCCCUGGAGAAGCUGCGGCAGAAGAAGGCCCGCGCCGGUGAGGCGUACAAGGAGGAGGAGCUGAAGGACAUAAUUGAGAAAGCUCGUGAAAUGGAGGACAAGUACGGCCACCUGUUCGACUUGAUCAUCAUCAACAACGACACAGACCGUGCCUUCCAGCAGCUGCUCUCCGAGAUCAACAGCCUGGAGCGGGAGCCGCAGUGGGUGCCCGCUGCCUGGGUCAAGGGGUCCUGAGCAUGAGCUGCCAGGCACUCCUGUGUGACCCACAACAUUGGCAACAAAGCCUGACAACAGACAUCAGCACUACUGUUCAGAAGGCUGCAUUGUCAUGGGACAGGGAAGUUCCAACUCAUCCUUUACAGGUGAAAUAUUAUGUUAGGCUAAAGGUGCUAUGCAAUGGACAAAAAUCUCUGGUCAGAAAAUGGACACAGUAAAUGUUCUUGCAAGUUAGAAACUCUUGUCAGGUAGAAUGGGCAAGGUGCGUGACGUACUUUUACUAUAAAAAUCAUAUAGUGCCUUCACCUUCCAAAGGCACAAAUCUUUGUUGUUGUUUAUGGAUGUAAGGCUCUUGUGCAUAGUGGUGAAACCCAUCACACUGAUACUUUGUACAGAAAAUGUGACGAAGUUGUAGGCUGAGAGUCCAUAAAGGUUAUGCUGAACAGCACACUGUUUUCAUUAAGGAAUGGACAUACAUUGCUAUUAGUAUUACAUAUGUAUAUUGUUUAAAUGGUGUACAGUCUUUUUUAAAAAAAUCUUUGUUUCUUAUAUUAAUUAUACCCCUUCCCCCUCAUUAGCUGUAAGUUUCACUGCAGUGUGACAUUAACACGACUGACAGAUAGCAUUGCUGCGGCUGGAGCUCUAAGGAGAAGUAGUAUAUUAUCAAGUGCACAGGUUAAAUAUCCUGUCAGUCCACUGUACAUAAUUUCUGUCAACUCUUUUCAUUUCAGAAAAGUUACAUCACCUCCACUGCAAGCUGGCUAGAGCAAUAAAAAGCAAUUACGUUGCUCCAAGUUCACACUGUGUUUCAGUAUCUGAAAAUGGGAGUUGUUUCACAGACAAUUCCAAAAUUGUUUAUUUUGGCAGAUAUGAGGAGAAAAGGAAAGAAUUUUAUUUGGAGCAGUGCUAUGAAUAUAUCAUUUUUUAAGUACCUGUAAGUCAUAGAUUGAGUACUGAGAAUUUCGCUAUCCUCUGUAUUUUAACAGAAAUGUUAGUUACUUUAAAAAAAUUUAUUUUCUCAUUUGUGAUAAAUGAUACAAAUGUACACGAAUACACUAGACAACGUAUGUUGAUACCUACUUUUAGUUUCCCCCACACCCCCCUGAAGAAAAAGCACUCGGCUCUGGGAAGUUAUGAGAUACAUUCUCCCAAAGACAACCAUUCCAAACUGUAUGUGCCUGUAGCAGUCUGUAACAAGACAUUUACAAAUCGUAGAAGCUCAACUAUUUAUUGGUGCUAUAAAUUUCCAGAACUAAGGAAACAUAUUGGCAUGUAAAGUUUGACUGUGUGACUUGAAGGGAAAAAAUUACAUAGUAUUUCUCACUGUAUCAGAGAGAUCAAUAGUUUUAGCUUUUUGCAUUUAGUGUGCAGUGUAACCAAGUCCAUGAAGUGUACAGUUUACGCAACCCUGGUUUUGUCGGGGAAAACAUUUUUCUUCAGAUACAAAUUUCAACUGUUGAGGAAUUGAGAGAUUUCACAUAGUAGCUGGUUUACAUUCUAAAUGUUUAUAAAUGCUUUUGAUGUUAAAUUUCAUAUUUUACAAGUUUUAUUUCUAUAUGUAUAUUGUACGCAAUAUUGUGAAUUGAUGAACAACUGUGAAUGAGAGAAAUGUAAUCAAUGUAAGAAUUACUAUUAUUGGCUGUAGUUCCUUUCUAUCCUUUCUUUAUAUAGCUCUAUAAGUUAACUGCAUAGACUUUACUUGUUAACUAGCAAUCACUCUACACCCAAACAGCACUGAAGGAAUGCCUUUAAGUUCAUUAACGUCUCCUUUUAUUGGGUAUUAGGAGCACAUAAGAACACCUAAUUGUUUUGUUUUCUCGCAUAUCAAAAUGUUUUCUAAGAUAUGGCAGGUUGAUUUUUAUACAAGAAAAGCUACAGAAAUCAGCGUUUCAUAGCUUUGUCAUUAAUUUUAAGGUAUGCUGAAGCAGGCACAUUUAAAGCAUGUUAACGAUCUUUCAUACAAAGAGAGGAAAGAACUUUUAUAAGGUGAUGGCAUUUCACUCUAUGUCAACCAGUACCUCAGGUAAAAUUUUUACUGUGCUCUUGUUGUGACAAGUUAUGAGUCGAGGCCAACGUGGAAAAAAACAAGUCGACCUGAACUACCUGGCAUUUACGAAGUUCAGUAAAUAAACGAAAUAAAAUUGUAAAUUUUGUCACUGCAACAGUUGCAGGAUCUAAUAAUAAAAUGUAGUGUGCAGUUAUGUGAAUGAGGGUAUGCUGUGAAUUUCCCUCGUAUACAAGAGUAGGAAAGAACUACUUUCAGAGUUAAAGGUAGGAAAUCAAAAGGCAGUUGUAUGAGAUGCCGGUAGGAAGUGCCAAAUUGUCUGUUGUCUUUCCAUUUCUGUUAGAGAACUUUACAAAUGAGAAUUAGUGUGCCUGUGUUUUGAUGGUAAAUGUCGUUAUGAAACUUAAGUGUAAUCAGGUGAGUGAAAAUUUAGUCAUAUGCGUUACUGAAGGAACAGUUCUGGUAUGCAAGCACAUUGUUUCUGCCAUACCUGUAGCUACAAUUUACUUCCAUUUAAAUAAAAUUGGGAGAGACGUAGUCUUUCCAUACUGAAGUCAUAUUGCAUUUAAAUGCUGUAAAAAAUCCCAUCAUUUUGCAUUGUUCAUAUUUCUUUGUCAUAAACAUCACACUCAAAAAAACAUUUCCUAACUGACCAACAUCGGGCAUGAUUUUUUAUAUAAAUAUUAAUUAUUACGUGUAAGUAUUAUUAAAGAGAAGCUAACUUGUAACAACUUUUGUUUUAUCAGUGAAGUGUGUUUUAGAUAAACAAUUGUACAGUUAUUUUUAUUAAUAUAUUAUUAAUGAUAUUCCACACAUAGACUUCCAAAUAAGAUAUGACUAUAUAAAUAUAUAUACAUAUGACUAUAAAUAUUGUGUAUUGUUAUUAAAUUUCAUUGUUCAUUUCUAUUUUCAAAUGAUAACUUUUAAAAAACGACGAGAGAAUGGAUCACAGUGCUCAAAGUUCUCGUGAAUAAUAUGUUUUAGCAAUGUUAUGUAACUGGUGAUGAAUUGGCAUACCAUAAGAGCGAUCAUGUAUUUUAAAAUUUAUUGUACAUACAUAACGGUUGUUUAUACCCAGAGGGGGCAAUUUUUCUGCUCCAUAUAUUAAUAAAAAGGGAGUAAUGUUUUUUUCA